AAAAGCAAAAAUGACUCUCACCAACCAACCAACCUGGGUUUUUACUUGAGGACUUGGUUUCCAAAUUUUUCAGCUCCACUUCCUUUCACUCUUUCAUACGCACUAAAAAACGAGAAGACUCUCUCUACGAUUUGUGUUUUUUUGUUUUUGAUCUGGUUUUCUUCAAUCCGUUUGUGACUUAAGAAAAUCGCUCUCUGAAAUCGAUUUUAAACUGCACGGCAGCUUUAGGAAAUGGGAACGGGAUCAUGGCACAUUGAGAAAAGGUCUAGUUUUAGAAACGACUCUUUCUCGAAAGAGUUUGAUAAUGUACUUGAAAAUGGGUCUCUCUCAAUUAUAGUGCUCGGGGCUUCCGGCGAUCUUGCCAAGAAGAAGACUUUCCCGGCACUCUUCAACCUCUUUCGGCAGGGAUUCCUACAACCAGAAGAAGUUCACAUUUUUGGAUAUGCAAGGACUAAGAUUUCAGAUGAUGACUUACGAAGCCGCAUACGAGGGUAUCUUAUCCGCGAGAAGGAUGCUUCGCCGAAGGACUUGGAAACUGUUAAUGAAUUUUUGCAACUGAUCAAAUAUGUAAGUGGUUCAUAUGAUUCUGCAGAAGGUUUUCAGCUGCUGGAUAAGGAAAUUUCGGAGAAUGAAGUUGCAAAAAAUAGUGCAGAAGGGUCAUCUAGGAGACUCUUUUAUCUCGCACUUCCUCCAUCAGUAUAUCCAUCUGUCUGCAAGAUGAUCAGCCAUUACUGCACGAAUAAAAUUGAUCUUAGUGGGUGGACUCGGAUUGUUGUUGAGAAGCCUUUUGGCAAGGAUUUGGAAUCUGCAGAGGAACUCAGUUCUCAUAUUGGGGAGUUGUUUGAUGAAUCGCAAAUAUACCGUAUUGACCACUAUUUGGGAAAAGAACUGGUGCAGAAUUUGUUGGUACUUCGUUUUGCAAAUCGCUUAUUUUUGCCUCUUUGGAAUCGCGACAACAUCGCCAAUGUACAGAUUGUGUUUAGGGAGGAUUUUGGAACUGAAGGUCGUGGUGGAUAUUUUGAUCAAUAUGGAAUCAUCCGUGAUAUUAUUCAAAACCAUCUAUUGCAGGUUUUAUGCUUGGUUGCCAUGGAAAAACCCAUUUCUCUUAAACCUGAGCACAUCCGAGAUGAGAAAGUGAAGGUUCUUCAAUCAGUACUUCCGAUUAAGGAUGAAGAAGUUGUUCUGGGACAAUAUGAUGGCUAUAAGGAUGAUCCGACAGUUCCUGAUGACUCAAACACUCCAACUUUUGCAACUGUCGUUCUGCGCAUACACAACGAAAGAUGGGAAGGUGUCCCAUUUAUUCUAAAGGCCGGGAAAGCAUUGAAUUCAAGAAAGGCAGAAAUACGAGUUCAAUUUAAGGAUGUUCCUGGUGACAUAUUCAAAUGUAAAAAACAAGGAAGAAAUGAGUUUGUAAUCCGCCUGCAACCUUCAGAGGCCAUGUACAUGAAGCUUAUGGUCAAGCAGCCUGGUCUGGAGAUGUCCACAGUCCAAAGUGAAUUAGACUUGUCAUAUGCGCAACGUUAUCAAGGAGUUACAAUCCCAGAGGCUUAUGAACGUUUAAUACUUGACACAAUAAGAGGCGACCAGCAACAUUUUGUUCGCAGAGAUGAGUUGAAGGCGGCCUGGGAGAUCUUCACACCACUUCUCCACAGAAUCGAUGACGGAAAACUGAAGCCGUUACCAUACAAAUCAGGCAGCCGAGGGCCAACUGAGGCGGACGAACUGCUGGAAAAAUCUGGUUAUGUACAAACACACGGCUAUAUAUGGAUCCCUCCAACCUUGUAGAAUGCAGUUUUAAAAUUGUCUUCCUUGUGGCAGCACUAGCACUUUGUGCCAUAAAAAAGAAGUGCUUUUAGUAAGCUUUACAUGCUAUGUUCUAUUAUUCAGAAUAAGUUAUGUGGCUUGGCGUGUAUUAAACAUACUUAAUGUUAUCUAAUAAUGGAAAUUUUGAACGCUGUUCCUUAA
Ziziphus jujuba (common jujube) is the source of this 1965-nucleotide messenger RNA. Its product is annotated as glucose-6-phosphate 1-dehydrogenase 6, cytoplasmic. Gene Ontology annotation, biological process: pentose-phosphate shunt, oxidative branch; glucose metabolic process. Lineage: Eukaryota; Viridiplantae; Streptophyta; Magnoliopsida; Rosales; Rhamnaceae. Gene Ontology annotation, cellular component: cytosol. The record is from RefSeq and is a predicted model, not a curated record. The transcript is spliced from 16 exons. Gene Ontology annotation, molecular function: NADP binding; glucose-6-phosphate dehydrogenase activity. The coding region runs from base 232 to 1785 and encodes 517 amino acids.